GGGAGGAAAACUUUUCUUUCUUUUUUUUUUCUCUCGACAGGAGGAGGGGUGUUGUGGGGAAAUGCUCGGCGGACCGUGAAGCGUAACAGCGAGAAAAGAGGGACAAAGACGCACAUAGCGGGACAAAAACGCGACAGAAAAAAAAAAACAAAACUUCUUCCAGCUCAGGAAAACUACAGCAGAGUGCGCGGAGGGAUGUUUAAAAAAGUACUCGUGGAGAGAGAGAGAGAAGUAACUAACAGAGGGCAAGAAAGAUGAGUUGAAGUGUGGAAAGUGAGUGAACUGACGGUAACUGUGGUCGGAGAGCGCGUUAAAGUUUUUUAUUUUUUGGAUAAACUUCCCGCGGCGCGUUUCAGAGAUCUGCGCCGGUGGCAUGGAGCAGGACGCAGGCUGCACUUCGGACCGAGGUUUCCUACUUUUUGGACGGACAUGCUUCUCGGAGUGACCGUCCCUGCGCUGGUUCUCUCUUUUGCAGCCACGCGUGGUGAUUUCCCUGAGUCAGAUCCUGUGUGUGCAGAGGUCUCCAGGAGGAGGCAAACCGAACUUACGUGCAACUCUUAAAAAAAAGGGGGGGGACUGCUGUGUUGUUUUGUUUUGUUUUGUUUUGUUUUUUUCUUCGACUGGAUUACUUGUGAACUGUGAGAUUCAAUGCGUAAAUCGUCCGGAUCCUAAUGUGCUGGUGGAGAAAAAGUGCACGUCACCGAGCUAGAACUCCAUCCAAGCAUGAAAUGUUGGUGCAGCGCCCUGGCACUUCUCCCAUGGGUGCUGGUGGCCUUAGAUGCCCAGCUAAUCUGCUGGCAGGCGCUCCUCCGGUGCCACGACGAGCCCGAGUGCGACCUCGCCUACGGCCAGUACCUGGCUGCGUGUGAGGGGAACAUCAGGGGCACCAGGAGGCAGUGCCCGAGCCACUGCAUCAACGCGCUCAUCCGGCUCAAUCACACCCGCAGCGGGCCAGACCUGGAGACCUGCGACUGCGCCCAGGACGAGGAGUGCCUGAGCGCCAAGCGAUCCAUAGAGCCGUGCCUCCCCCGCAGACACCCGAGCGACGCCGGGGGGAUCGGCUGCAUGGAGGCCCGGCAGCGCUGCGAGGAGGACAGCAACUGCCACACCUCCCUCACGGCCUACUUGUCAUACUGCGGGCAGCUGUUCAACGGCAGGAAGUGCUCCUCCAAGUGUAAAGCCACCAUUGAGCAGAUGCUCUUCAUCCCAAACGGCAUGCUGCUCAACCGCUGUGUUUGCGAUGGGGUGGAGAGGCCUUUCUGUGAAGUGGUCAAGGAGAACAUGAGCAAACUCUGCGCCAUAGGAGACCACAGUGUUAUUUCAGACCAGCCUGACGUGGACAUGUAUGGGGAUGAGGAUUAUGACCCUAAAACUGACAGAGAAGAGGUGGACCCCGAUCCCUCCUCCGCUGCCCGGAGGUUACCCAGCUGCAUGGCGCUCCUGCUCGCCGCCCUGGCACCGGUGCUGUACUGAGACCACUUGACAUGUCUGCGAGAUGCUCAAAGACACUUCAGCACAGGGUUCAAACCCAGGUCUGCUGGAGAAGGGAAGCCACUUUCUCACCCCCUCCGGGCUUCUCUGCCAGACAGCUUUAGUUGCAGGGUGACGGUGAGCACAGUAGUGAUUUGUGUAGGCGACCCACAAGCGUACAAUUUGCAUAGUAAUCCUCCUCGGUGCACAUCUCACUCAGGAAAAACUACACCCCCCCCCUUUUCCGGAUUUGUGAUUCAGAUCUUCACAUGUAUGGCCUUGCAGCACUCUGAGGUGAAGGAAGCCGGCUGCAACAAAUGGCAAACAAAAAAAAAUAAAACACUUCCAGGUGACGAUGAGGAGGAUGAGGAGGAAGUGAUCCACGCCAGACUCUGUUGCCAUUUCUGUGCGUGCCUUUAACCGGCUCCUGUUUGUUUGGUUUUGCCUUCAAUGGUACUUGGAGUGUGGCUUUAUUAAGACUUUGGACAAACAUUGGAGCCAUCCAGCCUCUGUUUGCUCUGCUCUCCAUUUCAGGGGCCUCUGUAUUGUUGCAGCAACCACACUUCAAAUAUUUGUGGGGAACAGUCAAAAGGACGGGCGAGGGUGUGGGAUCAAGUACGAAAAUGAACUGAAGCGCCUCUCCAGCACUCUGUCUGGGCCCCCUCCCCCCAUCCGAGAUUGUUUUAUUGAACUUUUCCUGAGACGCCAACCCAGAACCUCCCCCCCUUCCUCCCCACCCCUUCUUCUUCUUCCUCCCCUCUGCAGCCUGACCCCCUUUCACGCCUUUUAAAAGACCCCCUGUCUUUAUUACUGCUUUCACACUGAGGCAACAAGGCAGGAAAAGCUGCGUGUUGCUGGUGAAAAUGGGUCAAACCUGGAGUUUGUCCACGACAGAUGAGAUGUUCACCUGCUUGCCUUUGUUACGUACGGAUGAUUUAAGAUAACACACAAACUGUGUGAACUGUCUGGAAGUUGUUGCAAUAAGUUCUCAUGAGUUCAUCCAGGAAAAAAAACAAAACAAACCGUGUAAUAUUACAGAUAUUAAAGGUGCAAUAUGUAAGAACACAUUAGCUAUUUAGCUCACCUAGCUUAGCAGCUAGCGCUCCUUUAAGCUCAUUUACAGGGAGCUCAAAACAACAGAGGAGUGUUGGUAUUGUUAGCUCAGUUAGCAUUGCAGGUAGCGGUUCAGGCUAGUAGCUCAGUGACCAGGUGAGUGUUAGCACUUACAUCACUAGCACAAAUCUGCCCUUUAUUUACAGUCUGUUCAUCAUUUUAAGUUUGGUUUUUCUUACAUAAUGCCCCUUUAAAGAUCGCAGCAACAAACACCAGGUCGUGAUCUAAUCAGUGAAAACAACAGAGUCACAACAACUCGUGAACAGGAAACAGUUUAACUGCACAGUCGUCCAGGUGUAAAUGGUUAAACGUGGGUGAAUGUGUGUUGAUGGUUUGGUGUCACAGUGUUGAGACUGUAGGUGUGUCGAACGCUUCGAACACACAAGAUCAUCAUGAAGAGGAACUCAAACUAAGUCAGACAAGAGAUGAAGUUAAAUGUUCUUUCUGUUAAAGAAAAUGUACUCAAAAAGCUUUUUAAUGGUAUUUUUUGAGAGUAUUUCAGCAGAAUGCAUCACUGUAGCCACUGACAGGAUACAUGUCACCUGUUAAAGCUCCACACCUGUCAUACUUCUUCCUCCACUGCUCCACAUUAAGCUGUUUAUCACAAAGGGAAAAGCAAAAAAAAACAAACAAACAGUGUUUCUGUUCGUAUUCGUGUCCUGUAAUGAAUCUGCCAUUUUGUGUCUUCGCCACUUGAAAUUGUGUCAAAACUAAUCUCUUUUUUUUGUGUUCUGAAGUCUUGAAGAAAAUGUCGAUGAAUGUUAAAUUAUGAAGCUAGAAAUAUGAAGAAUGUGUAUAUAUUUUACAUUUAUAUGCAGUAAGAUAAGCCAGCGUCUGCCCACCGUCACGUGCAUUUAAUGCAACAUAUGAACACGCGAACGUAGCUCAGAUUUCUGCCCACAAAAAGCCUGACGUGAUUUUUUAG
This is a messenger RNA of Acanthopagrus latus (yellowfin seabream), 3508 nucleotides long. RefSeq names its product growth arrest-specific protein 1. Lineage: Eukaryota; Metazoa; Chordata; Actinopteri; Spariformes; Sparidae. Bases 724 to 1473 code for a protein of 249 amino acids. The record is from RefSeq and is a predicted model, not a curated record. The transcript has a single exon. Gene Ontology annotation, biological process: regulation of cell cycle.